UUCCUUUCGAUAAACCGACUGAAACAAAGGGGAGGCCUAAUCCCCUCCUCUCCUCCUUCCCCACCCCAUCCAUCCGCCGAUCGAUUCCCCCGCGCCGCCCGCGGAUCCCCCUCUCCGGCUCCGAGGAGGGGACCGCCGAUGAGGUCGUCGGAGUCGUCGCGGUUCGUGCAGGAGCUGGUGCUCUACGCCGCCAGCGCCGCGCUCAGUUGCCUCGUCCUCUUCGCCGGCCUCCGCCAGCUCGACCCCAACCGCGCCGCCUCCCAGAAGGCGCUCCAGCACAAGAAGGAGAUCGCCAAGCGCCUCGGCCGCCCCCUCGUCUCCACCACCCCCUACGAGGAUGUGAUUGCGUGCGAUGUCAUCAACCCCGACCACAUCGACGUCGAGUUCGACUGCAUCGGCGGCCUCGACCACGUCAAGCAGGCGCUCUACGAGCUCGUCAUCCUCCCCCUGCGCCGCCCCGAGCUCUUCACCUUCGGCAAGCUCCUCAGCCCGCAGAAGGGGGUGCUGCUCUACGGUCCGCCCGGCACCGGCAAGACCAUGCUCGCCAAGGCCAUCGCCAAGGAGUCCGGCGCCGUCUUCAUCAAUGUCAGGAUCUCCAACCUCAUGAGCAAGUGGUUCGGCGACGCCCAGAAGCUCGUGUCUGCUGUAUUUAGUCUCGCUCACAAGCUGCAGCCAGCUAUUAUCUUCAUCGAUGAGGUCGAUAGUUUCUUGGGCCAGCGACGGACAACCGACCAUGAAGCAAUGACUAAUAUGAAGACCGAAUUCAUGUCCCUCUGGGAUGGGUUCACCACUGAUCAGAAUGCUCGUGUUAUGGUCCUUGCUGCUACAAACAGACCCUCUGAGCUAGAUGAGGCUAUCCUCAGGCGCUUUACUCAGAUAUUUGAAAUUGGGAUUCCUGUUCAGAGUGAAAGAAGCAAGAUACUUCAAGUUGUACUGAAGGGAGAAAAUGUCGAGCCUAACAUUAAUUACGAUUACAUCGCCGGUCUAUGUGAAGGAUUUACUGGAUCAGAUAUCCUAGAAUUGUGCAAGCAGGCAGCAUUCUACCCUAUCAGGGAGCUGUUGAACAAUGAGAAAGAUGGGCGGAAAGCCGAUAAACCAAGACCCUUGAGGCAAUCGGAUCUGGAGAAGGCUUUGUCAACAUCUCGAAAGGGGAAAAGAGCUGCAAACGGAACAUCAACAGGGCUGCAGUCACCUGUGUGGAUUAGGCCCUCUGAUUCGGAAGACGAUCAGGUACAGAGCGCAAUUUUUGAGAUAUCUAAGCUGAUGUCUCGAAUAGUUCAGAACAGUCAGUCGGAACCGCAAGAGCCAUCUUCACCUUAAUCUAAUCCUUUUGCUAGAUAUCGUGAAAACCCAGUGGAGUAAGCGCAGGCAUUACAUCGAUAUCGUUAGGUUUUCUAAUGCAGCAUGCAAGAUUCAGGGUAUGUAUGGAUUCAUUUAGCGUCGUGAGGCUGCACCCGUUUUUGAAGAUAAUGGCAGCUGGCAAUGCUUGCACUGAUGUUUUUUUAAGUUAAAUCCAGAAUUAUAUGGCCCGAGUCUGGAUUCUAUGGUUAUGUGAAAUUUGUUAUCAUCACCUUGUAUUUUUAUUAAACUUAACUACUUUAGGGUAGACUCUAUAGUAGUCUAUACAUAACGAAGGGGGAAAAAAAAAGAAGGCUCGCCUGCAUGGUU
Oryza brachyantha (malo sina) is the source of this 1668-nucleotide messenger RNA. Its product is annotated as outer mitochondrial transmembrane helix translocase-like. The coding region runs from base 139 to 1320 and encodes 393 amino acids. The transcript is spliced from 5 exons. Gene Ontology annotation, cellular component: mitochondrial outer membrane. The record is from RefSeq and is a predicted model, not a curated record. Gene Ontology annotation, molecular function: ATP hydrolysis activity; ATP binding. Lineage: Eukaryota; Viridiplantae; Streptophyta; Magnoliopsida; Poales; Poaceae.